This is a messenger RNA of Erythranthe guttata (spotted monkey flower), 1824 nucleotides long. Its product is annotated as zeatin O-xylosyltransferase-like. Gene Ontology annotation, molecular function: UDP-glycosyltransferase activity. Lineage: Eukaryota; Viridiplantae; Streptophyta; Magnoliopsida; Lamiales; Phrymaceae. The record is from RefSeq and is a predicted model, not a curated record.
ACUAUAUAAAAAAUUAUAUGCCAAUUGGUAGUUGGGCUUUAAGCAGAAGCAAGACUUCAAAAUCGAUUUGUUCAACAAUUUUCAGCAAAAGCCCAUUUCCACGAAGAAGAAGAAGAGAGAGAGAGAGAGAGAGAGAGAGAGAGAGAGAGAGAGAGAGAGUAGAUAGAUAAGAAAUAUAUGCUUACAUUCCAAUUUAAGAUUUUCCUUGCGACCCACUCUUUGGUUCACUAUAAAUAAGCACAUAGAAGAAUUUAAUGAAAGCUAACAAUAACAAUUUGGCAAAUCCAAGAAAAUUAUUACCACCAUGGAAGCUAAACAAAAUCAAGAAGUAGUAGUAAUAAUGGUACCUUUUCCACUUCAAAGCCACCUCAAUCAGCUUCUCCAACUCUCCUCCCAAAUAUCCUCCUACAACAUCCCUGUCCACUACCUCUCCUCCGACAUCCACCGCCGCCAAGCCACAUCACGCGCUGCCGCCACCGCCUACACCCGAAUCCACUUCCACAACAUCCCACUCCCGCCUUUCGUCUGUCCGCCACCAAAUCCCAACUCGCCCAACAAAUUCCCCGUACACCUCCAGCCGGCGCUUCUAGCCUCGCUCGAGCUACGUGAACCCGUGGCCGCCUACCUCCGCCGCAUGGCCGGAGAAUUCAAGAGAGUUGUGGUGGUCCACGACACCAUGAUGGCUUAUGUUGUCGAGGAUGUUUCUUCGAUUCCGAACGCGGAAUCGUACUCGUACAACGCAAUCUCCGCGUUGGCUAUGGCGUGUUUCAUCAGACCUCUCCCCGAACAGCUUUCGUCCAUGGGGUUACCCGUUUUGGAAGACGAAUUGCCGGAGGAGAUCAGUUACAUCACUUGUCUACAGUUCAAGCAUUUGAGCUGCAGAGAUGGAGAUUUGUACAAUACUUCCAGAUUGAUUGAAGCCCCUUAUUUGGACAUACUCGAAAAUGUACAAGAAGCUAAAAUUAGAAAGAGUUGGGCAAUUGGCCCAAUUCUCCCUCCUCAAAUUUCAUCUUCAGAAACUCACCAAUUUCACAAGUGCUUAGAAUGGCUAGACAAACAGGAGGGUAAAUCCGUCAUUUACGUAGCGUUCGGCAGCACGACCACUCUAUCCGACGAAGAGGUAACGGAGCUAGCUUUCGGAUUGGAGCGAAGCAGGGUGAAAUUCCUUUGGGUGCUGAGGGACGCCGAUAGAGGCGACGUGUUCGACGGAGAUGUACGGCGGGCGGAUCUGCCGGAGGGGUUCGAAGAGAGGGUUGAAGGAGUGGGGAUGGUGGUUAGGGAUUGGGCGCCGCAGCUGCAAAUACUGGCGCAUCGGUCGGUCGGUGGUUUCAUGAGCCACUGCGGCUGGAAUUCGUGCGUGGAGAGCAUUUCUAUGGGAGUUCCCAUGGCGGCGUGGGCAAUGCACUCGGAGCAGCCGGUGAAUUCUGUACUCGUGACGGAGGUGCUGAAAUUAGGGAUUGCUGUUAGGGAAUGGAAAAAUAAGAUGGAAUUGGUGAAGGCUUCGGUUAUUGAAGAUGUUGUGAGGAGGUUAAUGGCGUCUGAAGAGGGGGAUGAAAUGCGGAGGAGGGCGGCGGAGGUGGGGGCUGAGCUCCGGCGGACGACUGAGGCCGGCGGCGCUUCUCGAUUGGAGUUGGAUUCGUUUGUCGCACAUAUCACGAGAUAGAAUGUUGGUUGGGCCCACAAAUAGGCUGAGGCUGUGGCCCACUUAGCUGCCAUAAUCGGGUCGGGUCUACCUCAGUCCAUAAGAGUUCCGUUUUCUUUUCUUUUUUUUGUGAUUUUUUUCCAAAAUCUUGCGAAUAAAAAAAACAUUUUAAAUUAAAUUUA